Messenger RNA from Camponotus floridanus (Florida carpenter ant), 2310 nucleotides. Its product is annotated as protein expanded. Lineage: Eukaryota; Metazoa; Arthropoda; Insecta; Hymenoptera; Formicidae. The transcript has 3 exons. The coding region runs from base 1 to 2310 and encodes 769 amino acids. The record is from RefSeq and is a predicted model, not a curated record.
AUGGGCCCGGAUGCGACCGUAAGCACCUUCACCACGCCAAGGUGGAGACCCAUUCGGGGGGAAGGUAUCGAUAUUGCGAGCGAGACGAGUGGUAUAUAUACGUUAAGAAGCAAUGAAAUACAGGAUGAAAGAAUCGACGAUGAUUUAUAUUUACCUACUAGUGAGACCAAUGAGUCUUCGGCCGCAAGCGAUGUUUGUGUUCUUGGAUGUGUUCAAUCCAUUACCGACGAAGUAUCUGUUACGUCUGGCUUUUAUACUAUUAGCGGGUUGCAAUCUGGAAGUGAUGUUUAUACUGAGGACGUUGGCACAGAAGAUCAAGAACCAAUAUAUAGUAUUUGUAAAGAUGACGAUGAAGUUUCACUAAAUCAACAACUCGAGAAUUCACGCUCACGCAGCAACAGCAUACUCAGUACGGGCAGCUUUCGAGGUGACGGAAGUGAUCCGUCCAGCGCGAGACCACUUCUAUCGGCCGACGAAUUAUCAGAUUUAAUAGUUGGUCGAUAUCCUCCACGUAAGACCAUCAGCAAUUCUAUGGAUUCAGAUUGCGAUUACGUGACUAUGCCACCGCCUCCGCCGCAUCCACAGCUACAAACACUUAGCAUGGACAGUGAUCAACAACUGCCACUACAGUCAUUGUAUCCGAUAGAAAAUAUUGAUUACGUGACAAUUAAUGUUCAGAAGAAAUCGAGCAUACCGAAAUUAGAUCGAGAACGAGAACCACCACCACCACUACCACCGUAUAACAUCAUUCGAGAUGACUUUAUUCCAUUGCCACCUAGACGGAUUAAUCCGCCACCGCCUCCGUAUACCUCACAACGAGAAAGAAUUCAAAUACCGCCGCCCACACCGCCACGAAACGAUGCGAUAAUGCCACGAGAACCACCACCGCCACCAUCGUCUUAUCCCGAUAUGUCAAUGGUGUUUGAUCCCAUCCCGAGAAUUAUAAAAACCACUAAUGAUGCUACAGCAAUUCUCACACUAAAAUCACCACCUAGAAUCCAACCUCCUACUUAUCCAGGUGAUAAAAUGAAACCUACUCCAGUACAUGCUCCGGUUGCAGCUCUCGUGGUAGGUCCAAACAAUUAUCUGGACGUACAUGCCUCUCAAAAUGGUUCAAUGCUUUUACCAUACUUGACAACACCACCAACACCACCUCCACCACCAAUGGUAUAUCCGCGACAACCACCACCGCCGCCAUCACCGACUCCGUUACCACUCCAACCGCAAUCCAGUCUGACGACUGUUUAUACAAAUCAAAUUACUCGAUCACAAAUAGAACAAUACAAACAACAACUUUAUUCUGAUGUUGACUAUGUUAUGUUUCCGUUAAAAGAUCCAGCAGUGUCGAAACAGGAAUAUAUCGAUGCUAAGCAGGGUUCUCUUCUGGCAGCUAUGGCUGCCUAUCCACCACCGCCAUAUCCAUCUUUUAGCAAAUCUUCAGUAAUGUAUCGUAGUACGCCUUAUCUUUCCGGUUCUUCCUUUUCCUCGCAAUCUAAAUAUGCAUCUAAUAAAAAUUUAAGUGUUAGUGACACGGACAAUUCUGGUGGUAAUUAUCUAUUACAUAACAAUCUAAAUAGUCAUUAUGCUGCUAAUACGAGUUCACUAUACAGUAGUGCGAUCUGUUCAUCCAAUCACAGUCUCAAAAAAGAACCUGCAUCAACUGAUUCUCAUACGUUGCACACUUUUUCAUGGACCAGGAGUGAUGAAAACAUUCUCAAAUGUUUUGAUACUUUGAUGACGAAUAAAAUGCAAUCUUUAUCACAGUCCAAACAUCGUAGAUUACCGCCGCCUCCGCCACCACCUCUUUAUGAAAUACAGAAUCUUGACAUAAAUCAACCAUUACCAUCAGCUUCUUCGGGAACAACUCCUUUGAUGAUUGCUACGAAAAUGCAUAAACCUAACAAAUCCUAUAAUGACAUGGAAGAUAGUGAGGAAGGAAAGAAAGAUAUGUUAGACAUUCGAACGCUUCGCGAAAAAAGUCGCAAUUUAGAUUUACCAUUAAUUUCUGCACUGUGCAACGAUCAAUACUUGCUGAAGCAAACAAAAGCCUUUGUCUUGCCAAAGCAUCUUAGCGAAACCUCUAACGCAACAUCUAUGAAAAAUAGCAUUCGGAGCAGCAGUGGAGCGAUUUCUAACAGAAACAAAUAUCCAGUGAGCGGAUUAUCAACGACACAAAUUCAAAAGUCACUUAAGAAGUCCUCAACAAAUACUCAUAAGCAUCCUUCUGAAAUAAAGAAUAAUUCUUUUAAAGUUAACACUUCCAUUACAGAGAUUUCAACCAAUAAGAAAAACUUCACAUCUCACUCUUAA